GCGUGCAACCGGGGCGCCGCGGUUUCGGUUGGUCGGGAGAGAGGACUAGCGACUGGCGAUUGAAAGGGGGAGCUGCCUCAGUCCAGAACAGCGGUUUGCGAACGUCGGCAAACGGUGAAAUGAGAUGCUUCUGUAAAGGAUUGCGACUCUUUCGAAAGGGAAUAUAAGUUUUAGUCUAAGGCCCCGGGAGCACUGUAAGAGAAUCCCAUCCAGCCCUCGCCUGCAGACCUCAGAGACAGAGACUCCGCCUCCCCUGCGCACCUGUGAGACACGCCCACCUGCAGCCCCGCCCCCGCCUGCCCCGGAGGAUCGCGAGAGAGCUGUCCUGACAGAGACCCAGAACAGUAGUCCAGCACUGUGACGAGGGGAGAAGAGAGCAGGGUGUCCGGACGCUCCCCUCCCCCCCCCCCAGCGAUGUGUUUGGGUGGAGCCCAUAGCAGCAGCAGCAGCGUGCGUUUGGGGUCCCCCCUGCCCUCCCUCUGCCCCCGCCCUGGCGCGGGAUGCCGGCCCCUGGAGCCCCUCCCUGCUGCCGGGCCGUGAGUUCCCCGGACGGACCAUGAGCGCGUACAGAGACCUGCUGGAGGCCGGGGGCGGGGCCGCCGGCUUCUGCCCCCCGCCCACCGCCUUCCGCCUCCCCAACGGGCACUCCCCCGGCCCCGCCCCCCUGGAGCCCUCCGGCCCGCCCCGCACGUCCGUGCCCAAGAUGGGGGUGCGGGCGCGCAUAAAGGAGUGGCCCCCGCGCAGGGAGCGGUCCCACGAGUCGCUGCUGGAGAACGGGCACGGCGCGGGCGCGGGCGUGGGGGCGGGGCUGGUGCGGGGGGGCCCGGCCCGGCUCCCCCACCGCCGCUCCAAAGACACGGAGUUCCGCGACGGGCUGGGGGGCGGGGCCUUCCGGCCGGUGCCGCUGCGGCAGCGCUCCAGCAGCGAGGUGACGCUGAGCGAGCAGGACGAGGCGGAGGCGGAGGUGCGGGCGGGGCUCUUCCGCGAGUACGGCAGCACCUCCUCCAUCGACGUGCAGGCCUUCCCGGAGCAGAGCUUCUUCGACAUGCUGAGCCAGUUCCACCAGGAGCGGCCCGACCAGCGCAGCACCGCCCCCGCCCGCCUGGGGGAGCUCCUGCGGGCCGAGGCCCCGCCCCCGGCCCCGCCCGCCUCCCAGACGCCCGGGCUCCACCCCGACGACGGGGGCAGCACGGCCCGGCCGGAGAACCGGGUGAGGAAGAAGAGCGGCGGGACGGAGUCCUCGCUGGGCACGUCCUCGCUCUUCCGCAAGCUGCGCGGGGCCAGCCGCGUGGAGGCGGAGGCGGGGCGGGGCGAGGGGGAGGAGGGCCGGCCCCCGGAGGCGGGGCGCUCCUGGCUCUGCCCCCGGAGCUUCGCGCACUACGACGUGCAGAGCCUGCUGUUCGACCUGCACGAGGCGGCCGCCCAGCGGGCCUACGUGGGCCAGCCGCGGAACACCCCGACCGGCGCCUCCGCCGCCACGCUGGCCGCCUCUCGCGCCGCCGCGCCGGACGGCCCCGAGCCGGGCCACUCCAGCACCGAGGACCUGGGCCCCGUGGCCCCCGAGGGGCCCGAGCCCGGCGACUGCGCCGCCGCCGCCGGCCCCGCCGGCCAGCUCCUGCUGGGCUGCCCGCACUUCCGCAACGAGACGGGCGGGCACGGCGAGCGCAACGUCAGCUUCCUCAGCUCCUCGGGCGGGGCGGAGCGCGCGCUCACCCUGCGCCGCAGCAACGCCAGCGUGUCCGUGCUGGAGGCGGAGCCCGAGCAGCAGCUGGGGCGGCUGGAGGCGCUGCAGCACUACAGCGUGGAGCACGUGGACCAGGGCGCGCGCUACUACAGGGACUACUUCCACGGCAAAGAGCACUGGGACUACUUUGGGACGGAUGAUAAGCUGGGUCCCAUGGCCCUCAGCAUCCGUAGGGAGAAGCUGGAAGACACAAAGGAGCUGAAGGACCAGUACCAGUACCGGCUCAUCUUCAGAACCAGCGAGCUGGUGACGCUGCGGGGGGCCCUCCUGGAGGACGCGGUGCCCUCCACGGCGCGGCACGGCGUGGUGCGGGGGCUGCCCCUGAAGGAGGUGCUGGAGCACGUGGUGCCGGAGCUGAGCGUGGGCUGCCUGCGGCUGGCGCUCCCCGUGCCCAAGGUCGCCGAGCAGCUGCUCAAGCUGGACGAGCAGGGGCUGAGUCAGAAGCACAAGGUGGGCAUCCUGCUGUGUCGGGCGGGACAGAGCACGGAGGAGGAGAUGUACAAUAACGAGGAGGCCACGCCCGCCUUCCGUGACUUCCUGGAGCUGCUGGGGGAGCAGGUGUGCCUGCGGGGCUUCACCAAGUACGCCGCCCAGCUGGACACUAAGACGGACUCCACUGGCACACACUCCCUGUACACCACGUACCAGAACUACGAGGUGAUGUUCCACGUCUCCACCAUGCUGCCCUACAUGCCCAACAACCCCCAGCAGCUCCUGAGGAAGAGGCACAUCGGGAACGACAUCGUCACCAUCAUCUUCCAGGAGCCGGGGGCGCUGCCCUUCACCCCGCAGAACAUCCGCUCCCACUUCCAGCACGUCUUCGUCAUCGUGCGCGUGCACAACCCCUGCUCCGACAGCACCUGCUACAGCGUGGCGGUGACCCGCAUGAAGGACGUCCCCCCGUUCGGCCCGCCCAUCCCCAGCGGCGCCACCUUCCGCGACCCGGCCGUGUUUCGGGACUUCCUGCUGGCCAAGGUGAUCAACGCGGAGAACGCGGCGCACAAGUCGGAGAAGUUCCACACCAUGGCGACGCGCACGCGGCAGGAGUACCUGCGCGACCUGGCGGAGAACUGCGUCAGCGGCACGCCGCUCGACUCGGCCGGCAAGCUCAACAACUUCAUCCUGCUGGCCUCCAAGAAGCGGGAGCGGGCGCGGCCGCGGGAGGGCGCCGAGCUGGGCGCGGCCGGGGCGGUGGCCUGGCGCGUGCAGGCGCAGGACUUCAGCGGGGGCGGGGCCGAGCUGGCCUGCGUGCUGGCCGUGUCCGGGGAGUACGUGCUGCUGCUGGACACCCUCAACAAGGAGGUGGUGUUCAACUGCUUCUGCGCCGACAUCAUCGGCUGGACACCCGAGCGGCUUGCGCUCAAGAUCUACUACGGGCGUGGCGACCACAUCGCCGUCAGGGUGCCGGAGGGCUGCGCGCAGGACCUGCGAGAGGUGGUGACCCGGCUGAAGGCGCUGACGCUGGGCUGCGAGACGGUGGAUAUGACCCUGCGGCGGAACGGGCUGGGGCAGCUGGGCUUCCACGUGCGCCUGGACGGCACGGUGGCCGAGGUGGAGGAGUACGGCUUCGCCUGGCAGGCGGGGCUGCGCCAGGGCAGCCGGCUGGUGGAGAUCUGCAAGGUGGCGGCCGUCACGCUGUCCCACGAGCAGAUGAUCGACCUGCUGCGCACCUCCGUCACCGUCAAGGUGGUCAUCAUCCCGCCCUACGACGAGGGCGGCCCGCGCAGGGGCUGCACAGAGGAAUACGAAAUGAAGACAGUGGACCAGAAAUCAGAGGCGGAGCCUUUGGCUGCAGGGUACCGCCCCCCACUCCGCCCCCCUGCUUGGCGCUGGGACAGCCCCCCGGUAACACACAACGCCCCCCCAGCCCAGCGCUGGGCCCCCGUGGGGCCCCCCCAGCCCUCCAGCCGCACCCACAAGGGCCUGGUGCCCAUCCCGUACAGAGAAUCUCAACACCUGUCCAAGAGGCCGGUCAGUUUCCCUGAGAACCACUACAACUUAACUCCUAUGGGGAGCGACAGAGUGCUGCCCUACCGCAACCCCUCUGCCAGCUUCUCUGGCCCUGGAGCAGGGAUUGGGGCUCCUGGAAUGGGCGGGCACUUUGUACGGUACAAGCCCUCGUCUGACAGGUACGGCACCCCACAGCGCCCCCUGAUGGCCUACGAGCCGCACCUCAGCCUGGACAUGACGUCGAGUGGGGAGUCCUCCUCUGGCUUCACCAGCCAGGAAAGCACUAUGGAGAGAGGCAAGACGGAACCCCUCUGGCACGUACCGGCAUCCUCACGAGGGCCUCCCUCGGGCGGGGCCGGGGUGCAGAAGAGGCCCGGCCGGCAGGACGUCCCGGGGAAGGACUCCCCUAACAGGCACCUGAAGGGCGAGGCUCAGUACUCCAGUCACUCCAGCAGUAACACGCUCUCCAGCAACGCGUCCAGCAGCCACAGUGACGAGCGCUGGUUCGACGGCAGCGUGGGGGGCGUCGGGCCGGGGGGGCUGGUCGACCCGGCCGAACUGGACCCUGACCCGCUGGGCAAGGGGGGCUCCAACGACAGCGGCAUCGACGCCGCCCCUCUGUACACCCCCAGCCCCAACCCCAAGGCAGGCAAGGCCACGCCUCCCAAAGCCCUGCACGGCUCAGCCACCUAUAGCGGCCUGCAGGAGCUCGCUGGCCACUCCCACUCCGCUGAGGCCCGCCGGAGGGAGUCCUCUCCAGCCGUCCCCAUGCCGGCCAAUCAGAGCAAAGGAUACCGCACCCGCACCUUCCCCCCACCCAGCGCCCAUACCGACUCCUACAAACCCAGCAGGGCGUGCUACACUCCCCAAGGGUACAAGACCCCAUCGGUGGACAAGCCCCGGCCCGCGAGAGCCACCACGGUCACGCCCACCUCUGGCUCCGCCCAGUCCAGUGCACAGCAGCUGUCCAGCUCCGCCCCCAAAUCCCUCUACGGCAAGAGCAAGCACAGCAGCUGGCAGCACCGCGAGGAUGCUGGCACCGUCACCAACACCGCCACCAACACUGCCGCCAGCACCGCCACCAACAGCAGCUCCGACAGCAGCAGCAGCAGCAGGAGGCAGGUGGACCUGAACUCUAAGAACGUGUUUGGGCAGCCCCGCCUGCGGGCGUCGCUGAGAGACCUGCGGUCCCCUCGCCGCUCACACAAGAGCACCGUGGAGGACGACCUGAAGAAGCUCAUCAUCAUGGACACGCCCAUGGACACGCCCCUCAGAGAGGCUUCCCCUCGCCGGGCUCUCCAGCGCACUUUCUCUGAUGAGAGCCUCUGCAGCGGCCGGCGGGACGACAGCUUCGCCUGCACCCCCCCGACCGACAGCCAGGCCUCCGCCGGCGACCUGCUGUUCACCUGCACCCUGCCCACCCGCCGGCACGCCCACACCCCCGCCCAGGGCUCCCUCCUGUCCAAUAAGAAGGUUCCUCUCUCUGCCUCGGAGCUGUCUCUGACAGAGGUGAGGGAUAAGGUUCCCCCGCUGCGGCGUUUGGACCCCGGGCUCAUGCCCCUGCCUGACACGGCCUGCGGGCUGGAGUGGACCAGCCUGGUCAACGCUGCCAAGGCCUUCGAGGUCCAGAGGGCGGUGUCUCUCUUCUCCCUCACCGAUUCCCAGCCUGGGGGGGCAGAGCUGCAGCCGUCUGUCAGCCCAGUGCAGUUCCACACCCCCCAGACCCCCCGCACCACUCCCACCAUCAGCAGUGACGAGGCCCCGAACGACCUGUCGGGGCGACUGUAUCACCUGGAGGUGAUGCUGAAACAACUGAACAAUGACCUGGAGAAGGAGAAGCAGGAUAAGGUGGCCUUGCUGGCGGAGAUGGCGAACCUGCGGGAGAAUAACCAGCGCCUGCAGGAGGAGUCCCUCUCCGCCAGCGAGCAGCUCCGCAAGUUCAGCCAGAUGUUCACUGGACCCUCCGGGGACAGGAAAUGACCACAGGGACUCCCAUUGGCUGAAGCUACUGGUGACGCCCUCCCCUGGGGACGUGGUCACUACAAGCUGGGGGAAUCCUGAGAUACUGGACCAGAGCGGGCAGUGGUGGGACCUAACGGGACAGGAUAUGCCUGAGAGACAGUCCUGGGUGGGCUCCAUCUCCCCCACAUCAACACCCACCACAGGUCCCCUGGCAGGGGAGGCACUGGUACCCCCCUCCCCCCCACCCAAACAUGCGCUCCUGGUCUGGAGCAGAAAACACUGACUAGCACCUCCCACCUCUUCCUUAGUGACUGGCUGGCUCCAGGUUCAAAUGCAAUUGAACCAGACAUUGUGGGAAGAGGUGCUAUUGUGACUUAUCUUAGGUUGGCUUUUGGGUGGAACAGGUACAGAACUAUUUUUUUUAAACCUCAUACAAGUCUUAAAAGGCAUUCAAGAUGGAAUUUUCUGAUCUGAAUCAGUUCUUUUAGCAGAUUAUUUCCUUAUCUCUGCUGUUUUCAUCACUGUCAUUACCUUCAUUUUAAAAACACUAAAGUCUUAAUUGAUACUUUAACUAAAAAAAAUCUGUCAAGAUAGGAUUAACCAUACUGUACUACUCCCAGAAGGCCUCAUAUCAGAAGCAGAUCAGCCAAAUAGAAGCUCAGUGCGUGACUGUUUGCUUAGCUGCAGGGCCCAUUCUGAAAUGACUCAAUUUCCCAUGUUACACUGCACAGGGUGCAAGUGGGUUAAAAGAAAGCAUGGUACUAUACACCAACCUCAGUUCAUUGUUCAAAGUGCGGUACGUUCUCCUGGGACUGACUCAGAGUUAAAAUGCGCAGCACAGCGCGCAGUACUGUAGCAUGAAGCUUUAAUUUGCCCUUCGGCACUCCUGCAAUCCAUUAAUAAUUCAUGGAGACACAAGGACUGCGGCAGACCGACUGCGCGACUUAUAGAGUAUCGCAUUUCUGCGGAGGGUACUUCUCCAGACAAAAUACCCACACUGCACCGCCAGGGGGAACGUGUUUGAGCUGUUGGUUGUCCCGGCAACGGUGUAGGAACAUUAUACGCAUUCGCUGUUAUGCACUCAGCUGGUAGGAGAAGCCGCCCGCUGGACUAGAAUGAAAAUAGGAUGCCACUAAAUGGCCUCUCAUUGGUGCUCAGCUUUGAGCAGUCAUCUCUCGAGGGUUCUGUUUUAUUGGAAGCUCUCAUUUAAUUUUAUUUUCAAGGGCUAUUUUGGCAUCCACUCGAUUCUUCUACUGAUGAGAGCUCCUUGUAAUUGGGCUUUAGAAAUGUAGUUAUGGUUGGGGACAUCACUUAUGGGGACUCUUCUCCAUCUCUGCAGCUGUCUAAGGAUCCUGGAACGUUUUUACUCUGUGUGCUUAUGUUUUAUUAUCAUUUAUAUUAUAUGCAGGAAGGCAAGAUACUGUUUUUUGGUACCAACAGCAGUGAGGUGCUGAUUAAGUGUGGACCCCACAAGCACACACACACACACACACACACACACACACACGCACACGAGAGUGUAAUCAUUCACUCUGCUAGAACAGCAUGUAAUUGUGGAAAUGCAAUUAGCAUCGAUGCACCAAACCUACCCAGGAAACGUCGGGCGCAGAUGAGCUGGAGCAUUCCUCGGCGGUGUGGAAUCCUGGGAAGGUCAACAUUCUUAACCCCGGACCAGAGGGAUGUUGACCCGGAUGUGACAGUAAUUGUUCCCAUUAAACAGCCACAUUGACGUUGGCAGCUGCAGGGGACAGUUUGGGGCUUUCUGUAAGGGAGCUCACUGACUCCAGACCAGCCCACGCUGCCUCUCAUAGCUCACGUCACAGGCUGAGCCAGUACUGGAUCUGAUCCCGGAUGAGAGGAAUCCGAAGGAGAGAAAAAAGGAAGCAACUGAAAAAGACGCUAAUAAAGACAGCUGCGAGCACAGCGGGAGUGUUCCACCGCUCACCCGCCUUACAGCGCUGCGGUCUUCAGUGCCACCAGCAGAGGGAGCACUUUCCUAUACACAGGAAUCCCUGAAUCACAAGAGCCCUGUAUACGAGUAUGUAAUCGGAAAGAAUUGUGAGAAGUGAGCUCCUUGGUUGAUACUGAGACACUGGGCCCACCUGGUCUGGACAAACCAGAUGAUAGUGUGACACAUGUGACGUGGGUUUUAUGUGAUCGCACACUGUGUGAACGUAAUAAUAUCGGGAGCAAUCAUUGAGCACCAUCGUCUCUGUGACAUACUACAAAAAAUAUAAAAAACCAGCAAGUGUUUGCACAAAGGGGAUGCUUGUCUUGUCUUGAACGUGUGUGUCGUGGGUCUAUUGGUUUUUACGGGGCUGCUCUCUCCUUCUCUAAGGACAGGACGUGGCAGCAAUGACAGGAAGUGACAUGGUGUCCCACAGUGUGGUCCCCAAAGAUACUGUAGAUAUCUGUGGUGGCUCUACUUGUUCUGUACUGUAUGAAAGUGCAUCUUGCUGAAUAAUGUCACUGGACUGUGGUUCAGCCAAGGAGGCACUAUUCAAGAGUGGGCGGGACACACAUAUGUCCCUAUCUUAAAAAAAGAUAUAUCUCUAUGCUCAUUAAUCGUAAAGACACUAUAUUUGUACAGCUAGCUAGCUAGUUUAUAUUCCUAUAUAGAAUCUAUUUUUCUGAACCGUGUGUGAGUUGAUGAAGUGAGAGGCAGGACUUGCACGAGGGUGGCAGGACUAGUGGCUCUUGUCAUAGGAAGGCUUUUUGUCUGCAGUCCUAGACCCCCCCAUCUGUGUCAAGAUUUCCUACUGGUGGGUUGUGAGCUAAUUCGGGGAUAGAGGGUCCCCUAAAUUCUGUUGAAGUCCCACAUAGACCCUGUUCCCUCAGUUCAAAGUGGCUGGGUGGUCUUGUGUCCAUGCAUGUGAGUAAAGCUGUGGACAAGUGCACCCCUCCCUUCCUAAACAACUGGACCCCCCCUCUCAGGACCUCCACUGGCUGCCCUUUCCUAAGACAUCUCCUAUUUAUUUUCUAUUUAUUACCAGUGUGUACAUGUACACCUGCACAGCUGUGGCCUAUCGAUAACUGGAAGAGAGGGACACUGCAAAAUGAGAGGCUGAAAUUGAAUCUGUGUUUCUGUCCCUGAGCAACACUCUACUUACACACACACUCAUCUCCCUCCAUCUCUCGCUCUGUCUCAUACACACACACACACUUAUCUCCCUCCAUCUCUCACUCUCUCUCAUUCUCUUGCUCUCUCUCAGACACGUAUGAAAAAGCGCACUCUUGAGUAAUGCACACGGAGAGUAACACCCGUAGGACAGAGACACAGAUCUCUCUAAGCCCUGUCCCUCUCCUGCUGUCUCUUGUGUUUCUCCAAAAGCUCCUCUGGUGGUUUAUGGUGGCCUCCCCUCUUGACGCACUGUCCCUGUUCUCUGUCCUUCAGUACUGUAAUCACUGUCCCAUCAGUGCCGGGGCACCUGGCCCGGGAGAAAACCACAAGGUAACGGAACAAAAGCAGCAUAGUGCUGAUACGCGUGAUCAGCACUAACAGGAAUCAUGCUGUGAUUGUUUUACAACAUUAUCUGCACCAUCAUUGUCUUAAGUUUUUUUUUUUUUCUUUGUAUUGUGUUUUAAAGAAUUUAUUUUUAUGUAUUUGAUUUUUUUUAGUUGUUUAAGAUAAAAGAUAAUGAAUAUAUUAAUGUUCACCACCAGUACCGAAGCAGGAAUCAUAAACAGUAAUUAAAAGAAAUUGUAUGUAAUCAUUUUUUAACUUGUUAUUUUUUCAUAAUUUAUUAUUGGGACACAUUGGCCACUUUUGCAAGCUGGAAAAAUACAAAAAAAGAUUCUGAGUGGGUAUAAGAGGGCAUCCUGCUUUCUAGUGUAAGCUGUUUGAUCUUGGAUCAUUGUACAAAUUUGAUUUUAUUUUUCAUUUUGAUUUUUUAAUUUUAAGAUUGGAGCUUCCUGCAUGAGGCAGGAGGCACUGUAGAAGAAAACUGACUGUUGAUAUUUCUCUUGGUGUCUCCUGGGGAUGUUGUAUCAAUGAGUGUACAUUGAAUGGUGUAAAUUAUGUUCUCAUUAUUUUAUAAGAAAAAAUAUAUUAAAAAGGAAACAAAAUCUUUCAUAAAGUUGGGGUCUUAUUUCUUAUUUGUUGUGGUUGUUUUGUGACCAUUAAUCAACCUGUAACUAGACUGAUUUUUAUGUCCAUUUUUUGUAUGCAUUUUGUUUUGUUUUGGCUUGCCAGCAUAUGUGGUGAACGCAAAAUAAAUGUCUCAUAGAAA
This is a messenger RNA of Anguilla rostrata (American eel), 9885 nucleotides long. RefSeq names its product signal-induced proliferation-associated 1 like 3 (gene sipa1l3). Gene Ontology annotation, cellular component: cytoplasm; Golgi apparatus; plasma membrane. Lineage: Eukaryota; Metazoa; Chordata; Actinopteri; Anguilliformes; Anguillidae. Gene Ontology annotation, biological process: regulation of small GTPase mediated signal transduction; activation of GTPase activity; establishment of epithelial cell polarity. The transcript has 23 exons. The coding region runs from base 557 to 5674 and encodes 1705 amino acids. The record is from RefSeq and is a predicted model, not a curated record. Gene Ontology annotation, molecular function: protein binding; GTPase activator activity.